AUGAAGUAUUUCCAUUCGGAGAGCUCGGCUCUGGAGUGUCUGGACAUUGAAUCACUGAACGGUCUUGAGACGGAGCAACUGAGCUGGCUGGGCAGGAUCCGGUACACCCGGUCUUCCGGCGGAGUGUGGUAUCCAUGCUCCGGCGUUGCCAUCACCCCCCACCACGUCCUCGCUCCCGCCCACUGUGUAAUGUUCCAGGAGAAAAGGGAUAUAUUCAGCUUCUUGGUGGACAAAAAAUUGCACGCCGUCAGUCAAGUCUUCAUUCACCCCGAAUAUCGCCUGGAGAGCUCAACUCACGAUGUGGCGGUCUUAAAGCUUAAUCACAGUCUCAGCUCUUGCCUGGCUCUGUCCGAGGUCGAGGGCUUCGAAUCCCUGAUUGGCCAGCGCUUGGAUGUGGUCAGCUCGGCGGAGAAGCACCCGAAGAACGUCCACGCCCAGGCCAAGGUUACGGGUCAAUCAUACUGCCAGCGUAAAUUUAAGGAUUUUAAAAUCUCUGAGAACGAGGUGUGUGCGCACCUCCUCCACCGAAACAAUGAGUUUCUGAAUGGUGCAGCUUUGUUGGGGGUCAAAUGGUUAAGCGGAACUGAGUCCUGGCGCCUACUUGGAAUAUCAACACACGGACCCUACGAAAGGAACAACCAGGUGCCUGACCUAUAUACUCUUGUUGCCCCGUACGCAAAGUGGAUUAAGAAUAUAACCAAGAUGUACUGA
Molecule: messenger RNA, 711 nt
Organism: Drosophila kikkawai
Lineage: Eukaryota; Metazoa; Arthropoda; Insecta; Diptera; Drosophilidae
Source: RefSeq, a predicted model, not a curated record